Messenger RNA from Thalassophryne amazonica, 4747 nucleotides. It is a transcript of the gene frk, whose product is annotated as fyn-related Src family tyrosine kinase. Gene Ontology annotation, molecular function: signaling receptor binding; ATP binding; non-membrane spanning protein tyrosine kinase activity. The record is from RefSeq and is a predicted model, not a curated record. The transcript is spliced from 8 exons. Gene Ontology annotation, biological process: cell differentiation; cell surface receptor protein tyrosine kinase signaling pathway; innate immune response. The coding region runs from base 238 to 1803 and encodes 521 amino acids. Lineage: Eukaryota; Metazoa; Chordata; Actinopteri; Batrachoidiformes; Batrachoididae. Gene Ontology annotation, cellular component: extrinsic component of cytoplasmic side of plasma membrane.
UUCUGACUGAUAAACUAAAGCAAAGCGAGAACCGGUCUCAUCCGGACCAGGAAAGCUGGAACCGAAGCCGCACUCAAAGGAUAUAUUUGUUAUUUUAUUUGAAAUAAGUUAAAGGAUCUUUUUUUGUUUGUUUGUCUUGGACUCGGGGUGAAGUUUGACGUCCCGUCUCGGGACCGAUCCGGCUCUUUUCCAUGUGGACUGUAGAUUUCCAGCUCCGGCUCUUGACUUGGACACGCGAUGACUGACAGUUGGGACAUCGGGAAAAGGUUCUCCUCGUGCUGGGAGAGGUUUUUAUCCUGCUUCAGGAAACCCAGCCAGCCUGGAGAUGAGGCGGACGACAAGAAGAAGGACAAACCCGUCACGGUGAUUCCGAACCCCGGUGAUGUCAGCACCCGGACCAGGCCCGCCCCGCCGCCGGUCCCCAAGCCCACGAACUGUUACGUGGCCCUGUACGACUACUCGGCCCGGACCGGGGAGGACCUGAGCUUCCACGCCGGAGACUCUCUGGAUGUUCUGGACAAAGUGGCGGGUGAGUGGUGGUUCGCCAAGGCCCUGACCGGGGUCUCGGCCCCCAAACGGGGCUACAUCCCCGCCAACUACGUGGCCCCCGUGGAGAGCAUCGAAUCGGAACCAUGGUACUUUCCCGACACCAAGAGGGUGGAUGCAGAAAAGAUGUUGACAGCAGAAGGGAACAUGCACGGAGCCUUCCUCAUCAGGAACUGUGAAAGCCAGAAAGGAGAACUGUCCCUCUCAGUGCUCGACUCGGGGAAGGUGAAGCAUUACAAACUCAAGAAGCUGGAAAACGGUUCUUAUUAUGUCUCGAGGGCCAAAACCUUCACAACACUCAAAGAGUUAGUCAAUCAUUAUUCCAGAAAUGCAGAUGGACUCUGCGUGCUUCUCGCUGAACCAUGCAGAAAGAUGGAGGCUCCUCAGACUUAUGGCCUGUCCUACAACACGGUGGAUCAGUGGGAGAUUGACCGAAAGUCCAUCAAGCUGCUGAGGAAGCUGGGUACCGGGCAGUUUGGAGAGGUCUACGAGGGCCUGUGGAACGACACCACAGCAGUCGCCGUGAAGACUCUCAAACCAGGUACCAUGGAUCCUGAGGACUUCCUGAGAGAGGCUCAGAUGAUGAAGCGGCUGCGUCACGCCAAACUGAUCCAGCUGUACGCCGUCUGCACCAUGGAGGAACCCAUCUACAUCAUCACAGAGCUGAUGAAGAACGGCAGCCUGCUGGACUACCUGCAGAAAGACAAAGGUGAAACUCUGUGCAUGCCCCACCUGAUCGAGAUGGCUGCACAGGUGUCUGCAGGGAUGGCUUUCCUGGAGCUACAGAACUACAUCCACAGGGACCUGGCAGCCCGGAACGUCCUGGUGGGGGAGAACAACAUCUGCAAGGUGGCGGACUUUGGACUGGCCAGAGUCUUCAUGAAAGAAACUGAAAAUGUGUAUGAAGCCAAAGAAGGCACCAAGUUCCCGGUGAAGUGGACCGCUCCAGAGGCAAUCAAUGAGAACAAGUUCUCCAUCAAGUCUGACGUUUGGUCCUUUGGCAUCCUUCUCUAUGAGAUCGUGACGUUUGGCGAGAUGCCUUACCAAGGGAUGACUAACUUCCAGGUGAUCCAGAAGGUUCUCCAGGGCUACAGAAUGCCCAACCCUCCGAACUGCCCCAAGAUGAUGUAUGACAUCAUGUUGGAUUGCUGGAAGGAGAACGAACAGGAGAGACCCACGUUCGAGACCCUCCAGUGGAAGCUGGAGGACUACUUUGACACGGACGUGACCUCCUACGACGACGCUAGCCGCUACUAGCACACAUCGCAACAAGCAGGAUGGGAAAGAAAUCACUUGAUGUGAUGUUUCAUCACACUUGUGAAUGCAAUUUAAAUUUCUACCUUAUUUUAAAUCCAAAUGAAGGCGAAUCGGCUCAGCCUGCUUGUCAUCAUGUCAGCUGGACACUCCACGCGCGGGUGCUUCAACAAUUCCAGAAAUGUCUGUAUUGUGAACAACAGAAGCCGACUGUUUUGUCCCCUGUACAAACUGAAAUUGCCGUUUUGUUAACACUUUGCUGUUUUGACCUCAUAACUCAAGAACAUUCAGUCAAAGUUGGACCAAACUAUACCUUUUUGGAAUCUUUAUGAUCAGACAAAUAAUGUGGUGUCCAUUUUAAUAUGAUUGGAGCAUGUUUAAAUUUUGACCUCUGUGUAACCUUGGGUGGAAGUGACCAACCCAUCUGGCCCAUAGAUCCCCUUAAUGAUCGCAGACAUUUCUGUAAAUGGUCAUUUGUUGCUCCAGCAGCACCACAGCAGUCGUUUGAGCUUUUUGCAUCAACAAAAUAACCGCUAACGUACCUGUAAAAUCUGAUGUGCAGCUGUGUCACCUCAGCAGUGAGCGUCAGCGCCACCUUUCCGUUUGGAGGAUCCGUCGUAGAUACUCGUUAACUCUGUGCUUGCUCCUAAAACUGUCGCAACAUUACAUAAUCAGGCCGGAUCCAUGUCAGGAGGAGCUGGAUGACCAGUAUGUAGUCCUGGGUUUGAUCGGCAUUGUCUGGGUCCACCCAGCGGUACUGGACCUGGCUGGGGAAGUAACCUGUGAUGGACUGGCAUCGUGGAGACUCUCAUCCCCUUUACGGUUUCUGGGGUUAAUCAGCGGCAGAAGCGGGCCUCAGGUCCUGUACCUGUCUUGGUUCUUUGAUGGGACUUCAUGUCAGUCCUUCUCUUAAAUCCAACAAACUGCUCGUUUUGCCUCGUCUGUGCAGCGUGACAUCAUCAUAGUGAAGUAAAGCGCCGCCACGUUUACCCGCUGAUGUUGUUCAAGGUCUAAACUGUUGGUGUUUCCUCCCUCGAGAGAUUUAAAUGCUAAUUUGAGUUUUUUUUAAAUUGUUCUGAUGAAUUCAGUUUGUCAUGAAAUCAAAUUUAAAACUCAUCUGGCAGCAGCAAAAUAUGAGCAUUAAAAAAAAACAUUUUAAAAGCUGUAAUUUGGCUUCAUUGUCAUGUGACUGUCAAACUUCAAAACCUCUGCAGUGGAGCUUCAGGAGAAGCAGCUUGUCUGUUGUGAAACGUGAUGAUCUCCAUCUAAAAUCCAGGUGAGAUCCAAACAGAUCAGACCACUUCCAAGAAAGACCAAAAUAAACGUUUUUAUUCCAGUCUGCGUUGUAAUAACACGUGUAAUAAAUGAAACAUUGUGAGCAUCUCUCUCUUUCUUGUUCGGUGUCUUCAGGGCUUUUUUGUGUGUCUCUGUAGUCGAUCAGCGUGAGCAGGCUGCAGCAGGCGGCUUUCGGUCGACGGCCCAGAACCGGUUCUUCUUGCACUCUGAAUACUUAACAUUCUUUCUGCCCGUGACCUGCUGCAUGUUUGCCUGGAAAUGUUCACAAGGACUCGUGAGUCAUCUUCGUGUACUGACUCAGCCUGAAACUCUGAUACGGAUCGAUCUGUGUGUAGGAUCUCUGCUCAGGGCCCGACUCUGCUUCAGGAAUGUCAGAAACAGUGGGCCUGGACCAGCGGCGGCUCCACUGUUUGUUUGUUUGUGGUGGGUGCGUAAUUAGUGAGUGGCAGGCAACUGAAUUUGAAUCUUCGUCUGCUUUCUUCAUUCAUGUUGGAUUAGAGAUACAGUGUACAAAAAAUAGGAAUAAAAACCUGCAUUUGCCGCGUCUACGUGUUGAUUUGGCACUUUUUUUUUUUUUUUUAAACACAGGAUGCAGCUCAACAGAGCAGGCGAACCUGCCAAACCCGUUCCACAAAUGCAGAUUUUGAAGUUCCUGACAGCUUCCAGGUAGAACAGUAAAGUCUGCAGUCAGGAGAGAAGCUGCUGUCCUUUAGGUGGCGCUAUUCUCUGUGAAUGCUGGAAUCCCCAUUUUCCAACUCUGACAAGCAAACAAUCCAAAGCAUCUGGUUCGGCCUGGUGUCAACUCGCUCAGUUGAACUUGUGCAACACAUCAGUAUGUGAUGGUUGCUAUGGAAACGGGGAGGGGGGACGCUAUAUAAGCAGGUGACCCUAAAAACUAAUUUUGUGUGUGUGUCGGGGGGGGUGGGGGUUACUGAAUUUGUUCAGGGUGCUGCAACCCCCUCAAGCUCUCCCCUCUCUAGCGCCACCUACAUGUUGAUAAAACUGUCAGAGCAACUCAGUUUCCUGUAAAUUAUUGUUGCUUUUGAGGAAAGUGCAUGUGCUCCGUUCAGGCUUCACACACUCAGGUUACUCAAACAGAAAAAAAAAAAGUCUAUAUACGGUUUUAUUCCUCAUGUAGUGUCUGUAAUAACUGGAUGACUGAAUAAUGUUGGACCAAAUUAUUAUUUUUUCUUCAUUUUUGCAGCUGCUGUCAGAUCAGUUUGAUUUUCCUUAAUCAGUGGUUCCAGUUAGUCCAUGACUACACUUUUAAUUUUUGUAAUAUAAUGCUGCUGAUAUUUGUACAUAAAAAGUAACAUUUAUCCAUUUUAAACUGUUGUAAUUUGGUGCAGGAAAUAUGAUUUUGUGCAGGAAGCCCUCACUGGUGUUCAUCUGCUAAAUUAUGUGCAUGCAUUAAAUAUAGUUAUUUAAUAUAAACACAGAAUUCUAUAUAUUCCAGCAAAGAAAAUGUUUUUGAAUGCUACACUUUUUUUUUUCUUGUCAUUUAAGUUCAAAAUGUGAGAUCUAUCAAAAUUGACUUUGAUAGUCAUGAAGGACCUUUUAUGAGUAAAGUUGUUUGUUUUUUUUUUCUUCAUCUUAUGUUUGCACGUCGCUGUAACAGUUAGUUAUCUAAUAAAUACUGCUGUCAUUUCCA